Messenger RNA from Protobothrops mucrosquamatus (brown spotted pit viper), 1545 nucleotides. RefSeq names its product cytochrome P450 2C31-like. The record is from RefSeq and is a predicted model, not a curated record. The coding region runs from base 1 to 1545 and encodes 514 amino acids. NCBI's taxonomy places the organism in Eukaryota, Metazoa, Chordata, Lepidosauria, Squamata, Viperidae. Gene Ontology annotation, cellular component: cytoplasm; intracellular membrane-bounded organelle. The transcript has 9 exons. Gene Ontology annotation, molecular function: oxidoreductase activity, acting on paired donors, with incorporation or reduction of molecular oxygen, reduced flavin or flavoprotein as one donor, and incorporation of one atom of oxygen; iron ion binding; heme binding. Gene Ontology annotation, biological process: arachidonate metabolic process; xenobiotic metabolic process.
AUGGCGACAGGGACAAUUUUGGGUUCUUUGUUGCUUGUUCUGUUGAUUCUCUUCUUCCUGAAAGAACUUUGGACCCGAAGACAUUUGCCUCCCGGUCCUUUGGCUCUUCCUCUCCUUGGGACCUUUCUGUCAGUUGGGCUUUGGCUCCGUGAAGAUUACUUCCUUAAGCCUGUAAAACGAUAUGGAAAUAUAUACAGCUUGUGGUUUGGGCAACAACUUAUGAUAGUGCUGUCUGGAUUCAAAGCGGUGAAAGAAGGAAUGACCAGCUUCCCAAAAGAAUUCUCGUACCGAGCAGAGGAUGCUUUUUUGAACAAUUUAGGGAAAGGAAGGGGAAUUAUUAUUUCCAAUGGCCACAUCUGGAAACAGCAGAGACACAUCGGCAUCACUUCUCUGCGGAAGUUGGGCCUGGGGAAGAAGAGCAUUGAGCAUCAGAUAGAAGACGCAGCUCAGACAUUGGUGGACAUCUUUAGACAAACAAAAGUGUGCAGAGAAGAUCAACAAAGGCGUUGGAGCCCUGGAGGUGCAGCGGCCGAGUGGCCGAGUGGCGGCCGAGCGGCCCGGAGGAUUGGCGGCCAGGCGGUCUUGGCGGCCAUGGCAGAUUGCGACCUGGCGGCCUGGAGGAUCCGGAUGCGGCCCGGUGGCCUGGAAAACCUGGCCUGGCCGAUGGCCUGGAAGGCCUGGAAGACCUGGAGGCGGCUUGGUGGAGGAAGGGUGUAUGAUUUGUUCCCCAAAUUAAUGAAGUAUCUCCCAGGCCCUCACAAGAAAGCCCUGGCUUCGAUGGAUAUUAUCCUUGCGUUUGCAAAGCAGGAAAUAGAGAAACACAAGGAAUCCAGCUGUCUGCAUGAGCCACAAGAUUUCAUCGAUUACUAUCUUCUUCGGAUGGAGAAGAGCAGGAAUGACCCCGAUUCUACCUACAAUGAAGAGAACCUGGCUCAGUGUAUUUUUGAUUUUUUUUCUGCUGGGACAGACACAACCUUUGCUACUCUGAAGUGGGCCCUGCUCCUCUUGACCAAUCAUCCCGACAUCCAAGAGAAAAUCCAGAAAGAGAUUGAAGAUGUGUUUGGUUCCUCGGGGUCAAUUUCCUAUCAGGAUCGGAAGAAGCUGCCCUACACCAAUGCCGUGAUUCAUGAAAUGCAGCGUGUAAAAUGUAUCUUGCUAUAUGGGCUUCCCAGGCAAAGCACAAAGGACGUGGAGAUAAGGGGUUACCACAUCCCAAAGGGGACCUUUAUCAUCCCAGACCUGCGCUCUGUUCUUCUUGAUCCUGAACAAUGGGAGACACCUGAAGAAUUUAACCCAAAUCACUUUUUAGACAAGGAUGGGAAGUUCAUCGAACGAGAAGAGUUUCUGCCCUUCGGAAUAGGUCUACGUGUAUGUGUGGGAGAGCAGCUGGCAAGAAUUGAGAUCUUCAUCUUUCUGUCCACCCUGUUGAGGGCCUUCAGCUUCCGGUUGCCUGCAGGAGUGAAAGAACUCAAUGAAGCCCCUGUUGCAAAGAUGAUAAUGCAUCCACACCCUUACAAAUUGUGCGCUAUUCCCACACAGGCUUAA